CUUUCCCAAACAUUCCACGUAAAAGCUACCAAACCGUCUCCAAAGUUCUAAGUUAAAAUCUUUCUUCAACAUCUACUGCUUUUUCCUUUCAGACUCGCAGUUAAUUAAGCCGAGGAAGAUCGAGAUCUGACCUCUCUCUUGAUCUCAAUAUAUUUAUCAUUCUAUACGCAUUAUUCAUACAUAGAUACAGCUGAACGCAAUUGAGGGAAAUGAGGAAGAAUAUGGCGGUGGCUUCUUACGUCGUCGUUCUAUUCAUAGUCUGCUGUACGCCGCCGGUGAGAUCGGAUUCAUCGAAUCACAGGUACAAGGCAGGAGAUUCAGUCCCUCUAUACGCCAACAAGGUCGGACCUUUUCACAAUCCGAGUGAGACAUACCGUUACUUUGAUCUUCCUUUCUGUCAUCCAGACAAUGUGAAAGUGAAAGAUAAAAAGGAAGCCCUUGGGGAAAUCUUAAAUGGUGACCGUUUAGUCACUGCACCUUACAAGCUUGACUUUAUGCAUGACAAGGACUCAGAAACUGUAUGCCGCAGGAGGCUGUCAAAAAAAGAAGUUGCACAGUUCCGUGAAGCUGUUGCCAAGGAUUAUUAUUUCCAAAUGUACUAUGAUGACCUUCCAUUUUGGGGUUUCCUGGGGAAAGUUGAUAAGGAUGGAAAAUCCGACCCUAGUGAAUACAAAUAUUAUCUAUUCAAGCAUCUUCACUUUGAGAUCUUCUACGACAAGGAUCGUGUGAUUGAGAUUAAUGCACGGACUGAUCCUAAUGCCCUUGUUGACAUCACUGAAGACAAAGAAGUUGAUGUAGACUUUGUGCAUUCUGUGAAAUGGAAAGAAACAAACACACCUUUUGAGAAGAGGAUGGAGAAGUACUCCCAGUCUUCUUCUUUGCCACAUCACUUGGAAAUUCACUGGUUUUCAAUCAUCAACUCCUGUGUGACUGUUCUCCUCUUAACUGGAUUUUUGGCCACUAUUCUUAUGCGGGUCCUUAAGAAUGACUUCGUAAAAUAUGCUCAUGAUGAGGAGACUGCUGAUGACCAAGAAGAAAGUGGAUGGAAGUACAUCCAUGGUGAUGUUUUCAGGUACCCAAAGUACAAGUCUUUGCUGGCAGCAUCUCUUGGUUGCGGUACUCAGUUAUUUACACUGACAAUCUUUAUUUUCGUUCUUGCUCUGGUUGGUGUGUUCUACCCUUACAACCGAGGUGCUCUUUUUACUGCAUUGGUAGUCAUAUAUGCUCUUACUUCUGGAAUUGCUGGCUAUACUUCUGCUUCUUUCUAUUGCCAACUAGAAGGAACCAACUGGGUCAGGAAUUUGUUAUUGACCGGGGCAUUGUUUUGUGGGCCCCUGCUCCUCACCUUUUCUUUUUUGAACACCGUAGCCAUUGUUUAUAGUGCCACAGCAGCACUGCCAUUUGGCACCAUUGUGGUUAUCUUUUUAAUAUGGGCACUUGUGACAUCACCUUUGCUCGUCUUGGGAGGAAUUGCCGGAAAGAAUAGCAAGGCUGAGUUUCAAGCUCCUUGCCGUACCACCAAAUACCCAAGAGAAAUCCCACCAUUGCCUUGGUAUCGUGGAGCUCUACCUCAGAUGGCGAUGGCUGGUUUUUUGCCGUUCAGUGCCAUAUACAUUGAACUUUACUACAUUUUCGCUAGUGUUUGGGGCCACAGGAUUUACACAAUUUACAGCAUCCUGUUUAUUGUCUUCCUUAUUCUACUCAUUGUUACUGCCUUUAUUACGGUUGCUUUGACCUACUUUCAACUUGCUGCCGAAGACCAUGAGUGGUGGUGGAGGUCAUUCCUUUGCGGUGGAUCAACUGGAUUAUUCAUCUAUGCAUACUGUCUCUAUUACUACUAUGCACGUUCGGAUAUGUCAGGGUUGAUGCAAACCUCCUUCUUCUUUGGGUACAUGGCUUGCAUUUGCUAUGGCUUCUUGCUCAUGCUCGGCACCGUCGGUUUCCGUGCUUCCUUAUUCUUUGUUCGUCAUAUAUACCGCUCCAUCAAGUGCGAGUGAGUAACAAAGAAAAUCUUUAAGCAGGCCCGACACCACCACCUUCUACUCCCUUGUAAGGCCCCCAUACAUCCCCGCACCACAAAUUAAAACUUGAUGGUAGGGUGAUUGAGGAAGAGGACAUGUGCUGUAGAACUGUAGGUUUUUGUUUCCAAGUGGUAGCUUGUACUGUUUUUUAUUGUCGCACAAAGGCACUCUUUAAAACAAUACAUUUCAUAUCCGUAUUGUAAUAUUGGAACGGAACUUAUUAAAUUUC
Molecule: messenger RNA, 2250 nt
Organism: Cuscuta europaea
Lineage: Eukaryota; Viridiplantae; Streptophyta; Magnoliopsida; Solanales; Convolvulaceae
Source: the annotation of a GenBank genome assembly